This is a messenger RNA of Oryza brachyantha (malo sina), 2808 nucleotides long. RefSeq names its product disease resistance protein RGA5-like. NCBI's taxonomy places the organism in Eukaryota, Viridiplantae, Streptophyta, Magnoliopsida, Poales, Poaceae. Gene Ontology annotation, biological process: defense response to other organism. The transcript has 4 exons. The record is from RefSeq and is a predicted model, not a curated record. Bases 117 to 2465 code for a protein of 782 amino acids. Gene Ontology annotation, molecular function: ADP binding.
UUGGCAGAAGCAGCAGAGCUAGCGACACCAUAGAUCCUCGCCUGCUGGAUCUGUACAAGGAAGCAACAGAGCUCGUUGGCAUCGAGAACCCUAGGGAUGAACUAAUUCAGAAGCUAAUGCACGGGAUCGAAGAUUGCAACCAGCGAUUGAGGUCAAUCUCAAUUGUUGGAAUUGGUGGGCUUGGCAAAACCACUCUUGCCAGAGCAGUGUAUGACAAUAUAAAGGCACAGUUUCGUUCUAAGGCCUUUGUUUCGGUCGGUCAAGAGCCUGACAUAAGAAAUAUUUUCAAGAAGAUCCUCCAUGAACUUGAUGAACAAAAGUACGCAAAUAUCAACGAGGCGAAAAGGGAUGAAGAACAACUCAUCAAUGAACUAAGAAGGUUCCUAAAGGAUACAAGGUAUUUGAUUGUUGUUGAUGAUGUUUGGGAGACAAAAACAUGGAAAUUUAUUAAUUGUGCCUUUGUGGAUAGUAAUUGUGGAAGCAGAGUAAUCACAACAACUCGCAAAAAUACAGUUGCCGAAGUAGUUGUUAAAGAAGUUGGUGAUAUUUACACUAUGGAGCCGCUUUCCAGUGCCAACUCGGAAAGGUUGUUCUACGGCAGAAUAUUUGGUGAUGUCUGCAAAGCCCCAACUGAUUAUCAAUUGAUUGAGGCAACCGAAAAGAUUUUAAAGAAAUGUGGUGGCGUACCAUUGUCUAUAAUUACAAUAGCCAGUUUGUUGGCUGAUAAGUCUAUAAGGGACUGGUCUUCAGUUUAUGAUUCUAUUGGUUUCGGGCCUACAGAUAAAAAUGAGGUAGUUGAAAAUACGAGAAAGAUAUUAUCUUUUAGCUACUAUGAUUUGCCCUCAUAUCUAAAGCCAUGUUUGCUCUACCUAAGUAUAUAUCCUGAAGAUCAUUGGAUUCAGAAUAAUAGUUUGAUAUGGAAAUGGGUAGCAGAAGGCUUUGUCCAUAAGGAACCAGGGAAGGCAUUAUUCGAAGUUGGAGAAAGUUACUUAAUCGAGCUUAUACGUAAAAGCAUGAUCCAACCUGCAGAGUCUUAUGGCAGCUUCUUGACUUGGUAUCGUAUCCAUGAUAUGGUGCUAGAUCUCAUUCGCAUCUUGGCAACUAAAGAAAACUUUGUAAAAAUAUUGGACAGAGAAGCUGAGGAGCAUAGCUUGUCUUCGCAUAGCAGCACUGUCCGCAGGAUAGCAUUGCACAAGAGAGGGAACCAAGAAGAAAAUGAUAACCUUUCUGCCGGGAUGAAACAAUUGAGGUCACUCAAUGCCAUUCAAUCUCCUAUUAGCACGAUGCCCUCCCUUGUGAGCUUCCAGGUUCUACGGGUACUAGCUCUAGAAGACUGUGAUAUCAAAGGAGGAUUACAGCUGAAGCAUAUCGGAAAGCUACGUCAGUUGAGGUACCUGGGUUUGAGAGGCACAAAAGUUUCUGAGCUCCCAAGUGACAUAGUUGAGCUCGUGGACCUGCAGACGCUGGACGUCCUAGAAACAGGCCUCAAGGAAGUACCAAGGAGCAUUGGCAAGCUAAGCAAGCUAAUGUACCUGCGUGUGAGUCAAAGCACGAGGAUACUGACAGGGUUUGGCAACCUGAGGUCACUGCAAGUGCUAAGCAUCUACUGGGAUUCCAUUGACAACUAUGAAAACUUCGCCGUGGAGGUGGGCAAGCUGACAGAACUAAGGAGCCUCACAGUUGAUGGAAAUGCUCACGAGGUCGAUGAUAACACAUACAAGUGCCUGAUGGAGUCUCUGUGCAGCUUGCACAAAAUCCAAAACCUGGCAAUCUUUGGGUCUGGAAGGGAUUUGAGCGACUGGGAAGGUUGGGACCACUGGGAGCCUCACCGGAAGCUCAGCGAGUUCUUCAUGUCAUACACUGAGUUCCCUCGCCUGCCGGCGUGGGUGAACUCUACGUGUGUCCCGUACCUCUCCGAACUGACAAUUGACGUGUCGACCGUGGAAGCGAAGGACCUGGACGCCCUUGCCAGGCUACCGCUGCUCAGCUUACUCCGUCUGAAUGUCCGCCAUAGAUUUCCGUGGGCUGUAGCUGGUGGAGGAGGACUGUUUCAGAACCUGAGAUUCUUGAAUACCAACAUGCCGCUCGCAUUCCUACGGGGAGCGACGCCGAAGCUGAAGGACGUCGAACUCUACCCGCACGUAUCCCAAGAUGGUGAUGCCAGUGACAUCGGCUUGGGGAGCCUCCCGUUGCUCAAGACCGUCGAGGUUGCACUCGACUGUGAGGCUGCGACUCCCGCGCAGGUGGAGGAAGCAGAGGCGGCGUGGAGGCACACGGUGCACGCUCACCCCAACCGACCUGUUCUUUAUUUGCGCCGAGAGGGAGAGAAUCUGAUGAAAGAAGACAGUGAUCCUGACGAGGAGGAGAUUUCAGACACUGAUGAGGUUGACGGAAAUGACGACGACGAGAUUUCAGCACAAGAGCAGCAGAUAUAUACCAAGAAGAUGAAAAGGGAGACGACUUAAAAUGAACUGAAGAGGAGUACAAGGCAGGUGUUGCUCGUUGCUGCUGCUGUUACUGUUAUUGUUGUUCCUUCCAUGUUUUUCUCGAGGAUUUACAUAUUGUGGUUUGCAAUGGUUGUCAAGUCUUCAAUAAGGCCCAACUGGACUCAGACUGAAAUACUGAUCAUACUGGCUGCUGAAACUAUCAUGUCUGGGUUCUGCACUAUGCUUGUUUUCCAAUAUCACUUUGUAUUAUUAACUUACUUGAUCCAAGGGUUGGUUGAAACAUGUAAACCAUUUUUUGUUUGUAUGUGUUUUACAAUGUUGUCUGCUAGUAGUAGAAAUAAUAUAUACUGAUUUUUUCUAA